AUAUACUUCACACUUCCUGGAACAAGCACUUAGAACCUUUGCUUAGAACAACUCGCUCAAGUCGCCAUUCGUGAAGAUAGUCCGCUCCUGCUUAACUCAACCAGUAUGACAUCCCCGAGGCCAGAUAAACCCAGAUCAUGCCUUGUCCCGAACUACCACGACGGUUACUUAGAAAAGAUGGAGAAUAAAAGCCAGAAAUAUAAGAGGUACUGGGCUGUGCUGAGAGGGAACGAGUUAUUCUUCCAGGUGACCAACAGGGAUCCAAUGUAUAUUGAGAAAAUCAAUCUUGAAGACUUCAUGUCUGUGGAAGACGAUGAAAUCUAUAAUAAUAACCUACAACACAUCAUGACAUUGAAGAUGAAAUCUGGAGACAUAAAGUUAAAGGCAGAAACUUUGGAGGCCCAAGAUCAAUGGAAAAGCUUCAUUCACACAGUUACAAAGCUUGAGAUUCCCAAUCAGGUUCUUCUCCCUGGACAGAUUCGAAGACUUCAGGAGGUACUUGAGCUGGAGACAAAGCGACGCCGAAAGUUAGGGUCCUCUCCACCACCCCUGCCACCACUACGAUCAACAACUCCAGAGCUUGAUCAAAACGACUACGAUGAUGUAGAAAACGACCGUCUGAGCUGUUUUCAUAAAGUCUCAAGGAUGGAAGCUGAGACCCUGCUGGCAAAAAACAAAGAAUUUGGAAAUCUGUUAAUGAGACCCAGCCGUGAUGGCAAUAACCUAUCUAUUACAACACGACAAGCAAUCAACAACAAGGCAAUCGUAAACCACUACCGGAUACUGUGUUUGGACAGUGGUUACAUCAUUGACAUUGGUGGUGGCGUCUUGUGCAACAGUAGACAGCAGAUCAUCGACCAUUUUAUUCAACAGACCAAAGGAAUGCUGAAGCCUUUGGAAAUACCGGAGGACUACGAAAUGAAUCUGAGUAUUAUGGUGGAAGACGCUGAAAGUGGAGAACUGAUUAAUCAGAAGCUGCCUACAAGCCCAACAUUAGAACUUCAGACAUUACCUCAACUAGUUAAAAGGAAAUUAAGUCCGAAGAAGCCUGCAAUUAUCGGACCAAAAACAUGUAGCCUCGACAACAAUGGAAUGGCUAAGGAAAAACCACGAGCAUAUCUAAAAAUUGAGCCACAAGCAAAGCCUUCUCGGCCCAUCGAUCUUCAAGGAUUAAAACGGGAUGUUAACGAAGAGCUCAGCAGAAAGUUGCAGCAGAGAAGGGCAGCAAUUAGUGAAUGAGAGACUUCCUGCUCGGGUCCAUUUUCUUUCAUGAAUCAGAGGAGCACCAGGUGAAGAAUUUGAAUAAGAGCUUUACAGGUGACAUGCUUGAGCAUGUAGUAUGUGACUUUCAAAAACUGACUCUCGUUCAAUGAUAAAAUUUUGCAAAAGCUGUAUAUUUAAUCUUGAUUCUGAUGCACGGUUUGAUCAUUUGUAUUCAUGGUACUUCUAGUUUAAUGAUUGUUGUAUCAAUACUGAUUUAAUUGAGAAGUAUGUCAUAAUGCAGUAUAUUUGUUAAAGUGCCAGGAAUGAAUGGGAUGCCCAACCUGGACUGUAAACGGGGAGAGAAAAUGUGGAGGUUAACAAAUCAAGUUUACCUGCUCCACAAACACCCUACUGCACACGACCAGAUUCCCACAUUAAACUUUUCAUUAAUGCCUGUCAAUAUAGAAAAUAUCCUUUUUUUCCCCCCAGGGAUUAAAUGCUAUUAAAACAACAUUGAUGAGCCUUGGGUGGAACACACCUGCUCUAAAAUUGGGUGGCUCCAGGAAUUUGAAAGGAGGGAAUCAGUCUUGGCAUGUAUAUAUUGUAGGAUGCGGUAUUAUGAGGUUUUGUUCAAUUGGUUGGUUGGGGGCAGAGAAGGAGUGAGAGGGAUCUGGAGGGACAGUGAUGCUCCCAAGUGAAAUUUACAGAACCUUUGCUAAGAGAGAUAAGAUAUUAAGAAUCCAUGACAAGUGUGACUCAAACCCAUUGUUUCUUAGCUAUGUUUAAUAUUUUUAACAGAUCAAUGGGUCAUAAUUUUUUAGUCCUCUUCCUUAGUGCCAACAACAACCUUAAUUAAAUAAAGGAAAGUGUAGCUGAAUGAGUAUAUUAUAAUGCAGAGAAAAAAAAGGCUUAAGAGUGAGCCUCACCCAAGAGUGCAGCUUUCCUCUUGCAUUUUGCCUGAAUCAUAAUUGUCUGGAGGUGGUAGUUAACACUCCAUAUUUAUAAUAAUGUAUGCUUUUUCAAAAAAGCUGAGUAACCAGCAGUGCUGUGUAUUUUAUCUUAAGAGAUUUCUGUAAAGAUGCUCUCGAAGUAACUGAUAUUUAGGAACUUAAAUAACUUUUUAAUAAUGCACGUUGAAAUAUCUAGCAGAAUAUCUUGCUUUUGUUUUCUAUACAUGCAAAUAUGCAACUCUUUAUCUGUGUGUAAUCAAAGGGAGGAAACCUCUUAUUUUCCUGCCAUUUACAGGGGAAUUGACCCCCUAGUUAAAUUAACACUGGGCAUAAGUUAGAACUUAACGUGUCCUUUCAAUAAUGAGGCAUGAAGAGUAACAGUGGGAAACAAUAAAGCAAAUAAUUUUGUAUGUAAUUAUUGGUUAUAUCAAUUCAUGUAUUUAUAUUUAAUUAUAACUUGUUAUUUGAUUUGUAAUAAAGUCUUCCAAGACAUUU
Messenger RNA from Leucoraja erinaceus (little skate), 2648 nucleotides. RefSeq names its product signal-transducing adaptor protein 1-like. Gene Ontology annotation, molecular function: signaling adaptor activity. The record is from RefSeq and is a predicted model, not a curated record. The transcript has 12 exons. Lineage: Eukaryota; Metazoa; Chordata; Chondrichthyes; Rajiformes; Rajidae. The coding region runs from base 106 to 1239 and encodes 377 amino acids.